Molecule: messenger RNA, 471 nt
Organism: Dovyalis caffra
Lineage: Eukaryota; Viridiplantae; Streptophyta; Magnoliopsida; Malpighiales; Salicaceae
Source: the annotation of a GenBank genome assembly
AUGGCUUCAAGAGCAUUAGCCUCCGCUGCCCUUCUCCUCUCCCUCAACAUUCUAUUCUUCACUUUGGUGAGUUCUGGAAAGCCUGAAGGCCCUAAAUAUCAGCCAUCAGGAACAUCAACAACACCAACAUCAACGGGCACUUGCCCUAGAGAUGCCUUAAAGUUGCAAGCAUGUGCAAAUGUGCUGAACUUGGCUAAAGUUGUUGUUGGUGAAGAAGAGAAGGCCACUUGCUGCAGCCUCAUUGCUGGUCUUGUUGAUCUUGAAGCUGCUGCUUGCCUUUGCACUAGAGUCAGAGCUGAUCUCUUGGGCCUCAUUAAGUUGGACAUUCCUGUUGCUGUGACGCUCCUGCUCAAUGAAUGCAAUAGGGAGGUAAAUGGUCCAUUUGACCCUGUUAGCGAUGGAACUAAUAACUCAAUUCGUGAAUAUUCGGCUGGCCCGGGAAAUCUAUUGGGUCUUGACGGGUCCAGGUAA